CUAAAUGCAUCAUUCCCUCAUUAUUACCAUGCUCUCCUCCACCACCACCUUCCUCCUCUUCUUAACUAUCAUCACCGCAACCGCCACCACAACAUCUCCCUCCGAUAUAUCUGCCUUAAAAGCAAUAAAAUCCUUAAUCAAUCCCAACUCAAUCCCAUCAUACUCUUGUUUGGCCUCAUGGAACUUCACCUCAGACCCUUGCCAAAACCCACACAUCACACAUUUCCUUUGUGGCCUUUCUUGCUCUGAAUUCCGAAUCACCCAACUCACAUUCGACCGAGCCGGUUACACGGGCUCCCUCUCCCCAUCCAUUUCCCAACUCACCCAACUCAUCACUAUCGAUUUAUCAGAUAACAAACUUUCCGGCCCAAUCCCAAUUUCCCUAUUCUCCCUCCCAAAUCUCCAAACUCUCAACCUUCGUUCUAAUUUAUUCUCGGGCCCCAUCCCACCUUCCAUUUCAAAUCUUAAAUCAAUCCAAACAAUCGACAUUUCUCACAACUCCUUAACCAUGUCCAUCCCAGACACAUUUCAUUCCUUACUAGCAUUAACUCGACUCGAUCUAAGUUUCAACGGGCUCACGGGCCCAAUCCCUUCCCUCCCGAUAAACAUUAUAGAACUUGCGAUCAAAUCAAAUUCAUUAUCAGGCGAUUUAACAAAAUUAUCCUAUACCAUAACCGAAAAUCUUGAAGUAAUCGAACUAAGCAACAACUCCUUAACGGGAACAAUACCAAAUUGGUUUUUUCUCCAACCAUCUUUACAACAAGUAAACCUUGCUUAUAAUAAAUUCACAAAUUUAAAUAUCCCAAAACCAGUCGAAAGCAAUUUAAUUGCUAUCGACCUAGGAUAUAACAAUAUUGUUGGGAACUUAUCGCCCAACUUUUCAACCUACCCAUUACUCUCUUCACUUUCGCUUAGCUACAACAAAUUACACGGACCGAUUCCAGCUGAAUUCGCGAAAGUAAGGCGGUUAUUUUUGGAUGGAAAUUACUUAAGUGGGCUUCCACCACAAGAGUUUUUUACCGCAAAAUCGAUGGUUUCCGGGAGCUUAGGUGACAAUUGUUUGAAAAUGUGUCCAAUAUCUUCGCAACUUUGUGUAAAGUCGCAAAAGCCAUCAUCGAUCUGUCAGAAAUCACAAUAUGUUGUUGGUGGUGGGAAAGCGAAACCAAAGUCAUAGUGUCAGAAUGUCAGUCCAUGUUUUCUGUUUGUUUGUUAGUACAAUAUAAUUAUUAGUAAAGUAAUAUAUUGAUUUUUAGCAAUGUUUAGAUAUUAAUAACUUUUAUGUGUCACACAUUCACACGUCUAUGUUAUUGUAUUACACAGAUAUACUUUAUUAAUCUUAUUUUGACAAAAUUAUAUA
Molecule: messenger RNA, 1357 nt
Organism: Erigeron canadensis
Lineage: Eukaryota; Viridiplantae; Streptophyta; Magnoliopsida; Asterales; Asteraceae
Product: probable leucine-rich repeat receptor-like protein kinase At1g35710
Exons: 1
Coding region: 5-1174 (389 amino acids)
Molecular function (GO): protein binding
Source: RefSeq, a predicted model, not a curated record